GCAGUGUUUUGUGGUCUGCCACAACAUCGCACAAUGGGCCAGACAGCGUCGCAGCCCCUCGCCUCGUCGUCCGCGGUGCCCUCGGGCUGCCCCAUGCAUCAGAAAGCUCCCGCCCCCGACGCCCCCGCCAAAUGCCCCGUUGACCACAAAGCUCUUGCUUCCUCGUCCUCGUCCGCCGCACCCGCCGCCUGCCCCGUCUCCCAUGACUCUCUGUCUCCGCUGAACCAGAUGCCCGUCCUCUCCCAAGCGCCCGCGCCCAACCAGUCCGUCGCCCUCCCCACCGAUCGCACGCUCUCUUCCAUACCAAAGGCCGACGACCAGAACGCCAAGUGGGAGUACCCCAGCCCGCAGCAGUUCUACAACGCCCUCGUCCGCAAGGGCUGGGAGACGCCCGAGGAGCACGUUGAGACGAUGGUCCAGAUACAUAACUUUCUCAACGAGAGGGCGUGGGAUGAGGUCUUGAGGUGGGAGAGGGAGUAUCACGGCGACGACAACGUGCAGCUUGCGCGGUUCAUGGGCAAGCCGGGUACGCUCUCCCCCAAGGCGAGGUUAAUGCAGUUUGCGGGCUGGCUCCUACCCACCCGUUUCAGCUCCGAACCACCCUUUGACCGACAUGACUGGCUCAUCCACCGCCCCCGCACCAACGAGUCCGUCCGCUACGUGAUCGACUACUACUCUGCCCCGCCCGAGCCCGACGGGUCGCCUGUGUUCAGUUUGGAUGUUCGACCUGCGCUGGAUAACUGGUCGGGCAUUAGGAUGCGGAUAGGUGACCUGACGGAGGGGGUGUGGAAGAGGGAGCGGCAGCGUGAGGAGAGGAGGGCAUGAGGGCGCGUUUAUAUUAUAUUCGGUUAGUUUUGUAAUCCUUUGUUAGACGUGUUUGUGGGUGGUAUAGACGACUACGGAGCACAGAUAAUUACAUCCUGAGGGAGUUUGAACCUUUGGGUGCAACGCGGGAGAUUGUGCAGGGAUUGUGGCACGUCUGAGGUCUAACUCCCGCAUCAGUAAUUGCAUUUAGAUUCGAAUAUACUGUGUUUGCCACUGAC
Molecule: messenger RNA, 1043 nt
Organism: Gloeophyllum trabeum ATCC 11539
Lineage: Eukaryota; Fungi; Basidiomycota; Agaricomycetes; Gloeophyllales; Gloeophyllaceae
Product: cytochrome c and c1 heme-lyase
Exons: 3
Coding region: 34-825 (263 amino acids)
Biological process (GO): cytochrome c-heme linkage
Cellular component (GO): mitochondrion
Molecular function (GO): holocytochrome-c synthase activity
Source: RefSeq, a predicted model, not a curated record